Arthroderma uncinatum is the source of this 1536-nucleotide messenger RNA. RefSeq lists its product as uncharacterized. The coding region runs from base 1 to 1536 and encodes 511 amino acids. Gene Ontology annotation, cellular component: mitochondrion. The transcript has 3 exons. NCBI's taxonomy places the organism in Eukaryota, Fungi, Ascomycota, Eurotiomycetes, Onygenales, Arthrodermataceae. The record is from RefSeq and is a predicted model, not a curated record.
AUGUCUCAGCGGUACAGGCACUUUGAUGUGAAAAGGCUGGCUUCUAUAGCCGCUGCCUCUGUUGGCGCCGAGACAUGUACCGGUAUCGAGAAAUGUGCCGACGGCAUGUACAAUAAGGCUUUCCUCCUCACCAUGGAUAACGGAAGCCAGGUGGUGGCAAAGAUACCAAAUCCAAACGCCGGCUUGCCGCACCUUACAACAGCCAGUGAGGUUGCGACCAUGGAAUUCGCGAGAAGGGUGUGCAAAACACCGGUACCAAAGAUAUAUACCUGGAGUUCCCAAGAUAAUCCAGUUGGUGCUGAAUAUAUCAUUAUGGAAAAAGUCCAGGGUGUUCAGUUGGAUACGGUGUGGCCCAGCAUGGGAAUCAGUGAUCGGUUCGACAUUGUGAAAUCUAUCGCCGGAUAUCAAGAAGCGUGGAUGUCGGCCUCAUUCGAUCAUUUUGGAAGCCUCUACUUUGCUCGUGAUCUAGACGGAGUACAUCAUCACCGUGUCUUCCAGUCGUUUUCAUCGGAUACCGAUACCGAGCUGCCCGAGUUCGCUAUCGGGCCAUCCACCGGACGAGAGUACUGCGAUGCUGGGAGAGCCUCCAUUGAAUAUGACCGAGGUCCAUGGUCUACCUUGACAGAGUACCUCACAGCUAUCGGCGUCAGGGAGAUGACUUGCGUCAAGCAACUCCCUUCAUUGCCCAAAUCUUCAAUCGCUCUCUAUGGCCCGGGCACAUAUCAACCUACCAGGGGAAGAAAGACUCGGGCUAUAGAGUGCUACUUGGCUAUGGUCAAAUUACUCUGCCCUGUCGAUCGGUCAAUCGCGUCGCCGUGUAUAUGGCAUGGUGAUCUCCACGUUGAAAAUAUCUUUGUUAACCCUGAAUAUCCGACACGCAUAGUGGGGAUCAUAGACUGGCAAUCUACCCAAGUCGCUCCUCUAUUUUACCAUGCGCGCCAGCCAUAUAUUUUGGAUCACAACGGACCACAGCUUAAGGGACUCCAGCGGCCUUGUUUGCCAGAAAAUCUAGGACGGCUCGACAAUGACGCUAAAAGGGAAGCGAAUGCACUGUAUCACAAGCAGGCACUUUGCGCCUUGUACAGAAAUUUUGUGCACAAGUAUAACCCCAACCUGUAUCGCGCGUUGGAAUUCCAGGAAACCACCAGCUUUGAUCUGCUGCUUCUCGCCCGUAAUCUUCUGGUUGAUGGCGAAGCGACCUACCUGUCCCGGAUCGCAGGUUUGGAAGAAGACUGGUCAGGCCUCCCUGGUGUCGCUUCAUUGGAGCAUCAUAACCCUUUCCCUUUUCAUUUCUCUGACGCAGAGAAGGCAGACAUGGACAGAAAUACGAGCGGCGCAUUGCUUGGGAUGCAAGCAAUGCAGAGUAUCCAAGAAUCGAUAGGAGACCUGUUCCCAGAGCAGGGAAUUGUCCUGCCAGACCAAUAUGAAGAAGCAAAAGAUGCUUUGCGCCAGGCCAAGGAAUUCAUUAUUCAAACUUUUGCAAAAAACGAAACAGAAAGGAAAAUAUGGGACGAAGAAUGGCCGUUUGACGACUGA